GUGAGCGGGACAUCAGCGUGUACUGUGGUGUUCAGACCAUCACCUUGAAGAUCAACUUCUGCCCCGUGCUCUUCUCUGGCUACACAGACACAGAUUUGGCCCUGAACGGUCAGCACAGUGAUGCCCAGUGCCGUGGCUUCAUCAACAACAACACCUUCCCCACAGCGGUCCUGUUCAGCAUCAGUCUCAACACUCUGGAGGCCUGUGGUAACAGCCUGGUGGUCAGCACAGCCUACGGGGCCAAUGCCUAUGGGAACAUGUCUCUGGUACAAAUUGGGAAUGUCUCAGGCUACAUCGACACCCCUGACCCGCCGGCUAUAAUCAGCUACCUGCCCGGCCUGCUGUAUAAAUUCAGCUGCAGCUACCCGCUGGAGUACCUGGUCAAUAACUCACAGCUGGCAUCCUCAUCUGUUGCUGUAUCUGUCAAGGAGAGCAACGGUACAUUUGUGAGCACGUUGAAUAUGAUCCUGUACAACGAUUCCACCUACAAUCAACCCCUGUCUAUUCCAAUGGCUGGACUGGCUCUGAAAACCAGAGUCUUUGCUGCUGUGAAAGCCACAAACUUAGACAAACGGUGGAACAUCUUGAUGGACUACUGUUACACAACCCCCUCAGGGAAUCCUAAUGAUGAACUUCGCUAUGACCUUUUCUUUGGCUGCUCCAAAGACCCACAGACGACAGUUUUUGAGAAUGGGAAGAGUCAGAUGGGCCGAUUUUCCUUCGAGGUAUUUCGUUUUGUUAAACACAGACACCAGAAGAUGUCAACUGUGUUUCUGCACUGCGUCACCAAGCUCUGCCGGGCAGACGACUGCAUCAUGCUCAUGCCGAUUUGUGCGAAACGACGUAGGAGGGAUGGAGAGGAGAGCAUUGAUUCCCCACCAGUUGCAUCUGGGAACGCCAUCCUCACAGCUGGACCAAUCAUCACCAGGAGUGAUGAAACUCCUGCCAACAACUCCCAACUCGCGACCGGUACCCCACCCCAUCCGAUGAACCCAGUGACCAGUGCUCUGAUCUCGGGCGUGGUCAUCCUGGGCGGGGUCAGCGUGGGCUUCUCUCUGCUGUCGCUCCGCCUCCUGAAGAAGUGCCGCCUCCCAGCAACCUCAGCAUCAGGCCGAGAGGCCUUCAACAUAUCUGAGUGUGGAGCAUAUGCCAGACGACCAGAGUACACUGACAUCACUGUGGUGUGUGGCACAUCUACCAUCGACCUGGCAUUUCAAAUCUGCCCGGUUUUCUACACGGGAUACAACACAAGCCUACUGAUCCUCAACCGCAUCCGGGACAGUGUGGACUGUCAGGGGACCCUGGACACCUGGGUGUCCCCUCCUGUGGCGAGGCUCAGCUUCCCCAUCAGAGAGGGAAAUGCCUCUGAGGAGAAGUUUGUAGAACUGAAAGGCUAUCUUAGUACUGUGGUAAAAGCUAGACCACGAGUGCACCAGGGACAGGAAUAUUUGCUGACUCCUCCAACAUCAGAGUCAACAGUCAGCGGGGCGGUGCGAUCCUUUGACCUCACCCCCGGGACGAUCACCUACAACGCAGAGCUCAAGUACUCAUGUGCUUAUCCUCUGGAGUAUCUCAUCAACAACACCCAGGUGGAUGUGUCAUCCUCCUCCAUUGCUUUGAAGGACAACAAUGGGAGCUUUAUUAGCACCCUCAGCAUGGCCUUGUUCCAGGAUAUAAAUUACACCACACCCCUUGUCUUCCCACCUCUGGGCAUCGAAAUGAGAACCAACCUCUACGUGCAGGUGGUUGCAUCCAACCUGACAUCACAGUGCUCCAUAGAUCAGCUCACCACCAUGCUGGAGAACGGGGAUAGCCAAAUGGCCCGCUUCUACUUCCCAGCGUUCCGCUUCACCGAGCAGCACAAUGAGACCAUCCCCACCUACUAUCUGCACUGCAUCACCCGGCUCUCAAUGCAACAGGAAGAGGAGGAGCGUACAGUCCACGGUCGUCCAGGAGGGCAUCACUGA
This is a messenger RNA of Notothenia coriiceps (black rockcod), 1967 nucleotides long. RefSeq names its product zona pellucida-like domain-containing protein 1. The annotation marks the transcript as partial. The record is from RefSeq and is a predicted model, not a curated record. NCBI's taxonomy places the organism in Eukaryota, Metazoa, Chordata, Actinopteri, Perciformes, Nototheniidae. The transcript has 17 exons.